CUUCUCUGGCCUUUCUCUGCAUUCCUGCCUCACAGCUGAGCUUCCAGCCAGUUGUGACUGCUCUCAGCUAUAUCUUUAUCACCGACACAGCAAAACAAGGCCAAGGAAGCCCUGACUGAGCCCUUAACUUCGCUACUUUCCCCUCCCAAUCUGGAUCCCAAUUCAGAACCCUGUAUUAAGCUAUGGCAUCAUCACAUUCAGCCCUCCUUCUGGGAGAUUCAGCUGCCUUCACUGCAGCCCUCCGGACUCUCGUCAACAACCCACGGUUCAGUGAUGUAACAUUCUUGGUUGGUGGAGAGCAGCAGGAAGUCUUUGCCCAUCGCUGCCUGCUUUCUUGUCGCUGCGAGGCUUUCCAUGCAAUGCUGAACCAGCCCCGGGAGACGCAAGCCCCACUUCUCCUGAGCCAUGUACAGCCAGAGGUGUUCCUUGCAGUCAUUGAAUACCUGUAUACUAAUUGUGUCACCCUCAACAAUGCCAUUGCUCUGGAGGUGCUGACAUCAUCCAUUGAGUAUGGACUGAAUGAUCUCAGAAAGCUAUGUGUUGAAUUCAUCAAAGAUUCACUGACUGUGGAGCAGGCCUGCGAGGCCUUACAGGCAGCAGUAGCAUAUGGGCAGAUGGAUCUCCAGAUGCAUUGCCUGGCUUUCAUUGAGAACUGUACCCGGGAGGUGGUGCACACAUGUGGCUUCUUGGAGCUGUCUGAAUUGGCCAUGCAAACUAUCUUGCAGAGUGACUGCCUGGCUAUUGAUGAGGUGGAGCUGAUUCAUGUGGUUCAAGAAUGGGCUCAUGUUGGCUCUGCUGUGCUUGGAAGUCCAGUGCGUGAUGUGGCAAAGGGAGUUGUAUCUGAGCUACGUCUAGCACUACUGUCCCCAAGUGAGCUGACUACCCUGGAGAAGGAGAAUAAAAAGGACCAAAUGAUUCCAAUAGAGAUUUUGGCUGAGGCCUGGAAGAUGCAUGCCUUAUGGAAGGGACGUGGAACGCGAUCCUGCCUGUGCCAUCGUCGGCAUGGCACAUUGCCCCGGGAACAUCAUCGGCACCUUGUCCCACAGCACAAGUGACUUGGGACACAUAGAACAGUGCUUCAGUGCCCAGCACAACGGAAA
This is a messenger RNA of Heteronotia binoei (common prickly gecko), 1100 nucleotides long. RefSeq names its product BTB domain containing 19 (gene BTBD19). The transcript is spliced from 8 exons. NCBI's taxonomy places the organism in Eukaryota, Metazoa, Chordata, Lepidosauria, Squamata, Gekkonidae. The record is from RefSeq and is a predicted model, not a curated record. Gene Ontology annotation, molecular function: protein binding. Bases 183 to 1055 code for a protein of 290 amino acids.